Molecule: messenger RNA, 348 nt
Organism: Symbiodinium necroappetens
Lineage: Eukaryota; Dinophyceae; Suessiales; Symbiodiniaceae
Source: the annotation of a GenBank genome assembly
AUGUCCACACCUCCGCAAGCUGCCUUCGAGGCCGUCCAUGUGGAGUCCGAGGGAGAGGUGAAGAACUCUUCCACCAACUCCCGCGGGUGGGCGAAGAAGGCUGCCUUCGUUCUGGCAGUGGGCCUGGGUGUCGUUGGCUUCAUGGCCCUGCCGAAAGCAAAGAGGUUCUGCAAUGGAUUGGAUCUCGGGGCCUUCCAGGGCAAGUCCAACCUUGGCUUGGACGCGCAGAUGGCUCUGAAGGCUGACGCGCUGAAGAGUGUCAAGAAGCACUCUGCGGCACAGAAGAUCGUCCUGAGGGCCAUGAAGAGCACUGGCCGCAAGUACUCCAAGCACUUCCAGCAGCGGGAG